Molecule: messenger RNA, 2630 nt
Organism: Lathyrus oleraceus (garden pea)
Lineage: Eukaryota; Viridiplantae; Streptophyta; Magnoliopsida; Fabales; Fabaceae
Exons: 9
Coding region: 303-2387 (694 amino acids)
Molecular function (GO): protein binding; DNA binding
Source: RefSeq, a predicted model, not a curated record
GUUUUUGCCAUUCUAGCGAAACAAACACACGUAGUACUGUAACUACUCACCACAUUACUCAGCCACCAAACACCAACAACAGAAACCUUCUUCAACCGCUUUUGCCUCAGUCAACUUCUCAAUCUCUCGUGCAUGGUUGUGUUGGCUUUGUUUUGGAGUUAGGAGGAAAACAAGAGGGUGGAAGCGUUUGGGAAGAAAAGGAGGGAAUUUUCUUACCUAAUUUGGGUGAAAAGCGUGGACAUGGACAGAUUUGGUAACUAGCAGAAGGGGUAUCACCAGAGGCACCGGUUGAGUUUAGGGUAAUGAUAGAAAGGAUGAAUGAUAGAUCACAAUCUGGUUGUUACUGGGUAGAGGAAAUUAAUGGAAAGGUUCAACAUUCGGUGAGAAAGAAAAGGAAAAACAACAAAUCAAAGAAAAAGGAAUACAAUGGAUGGGGAUCAACUUCCCUUAUUCAGUUUCUCGAAUCCAUUGGUAGAGAUACAAGCAACAAGAUAAGUCAAAGUGACGUCACUGAAAUUAUAAAUGAUUAUGUUAAGCAGAAUAACCUUUUUAAUCCUACAAAAAAGAAAAGAAUUCUCUGUGAUGUUAGGCUCCAGUCGUUGUUUGGAAAGAAGAGCAUUGGCCGGUUUAUGAUUAGUCGCUUGCUCGAGUCACACUUUCUAGAGAACUGUGGACAAUCUGAUGAUGAUCUUCUGUUUGACUCAGAAGAUGAUGAGUAUGCAUGUGAAGUCCCUAAACCAGCACCCUCGGAGAGGAAGAGUCAACCGAAGAAACAUGUUGUGGAAAAACCAAGAAGCUGUUUUGCCGCUAUCAAUCCUAUCAACAUCAAGCUUGUUUAUUUAAAGAGGAGUCUAGUUGAGGAACUCUUAAAGGACCUUGAAACUUUUGAGACCAAAGUAGUUAGAAGCUUCAUAAGAAUCAAGUGUGACCCAAAUGACUACCUUCAGAAAAACUCACACCAGCUUCUGCAAAUAACUGGUAUAAAGAAGAGCUCAGGAGUGGAUGGGGAAAUUCGCUUGCAAGCUUCUGGUUUCAUUAAAGACAUCAGCAUUAAUAUGCUAUCAGAUGAUAAUUUCACUGAGGCGGAGUGUGAGGAUUUGCAUAAAAGAGUAAAUGACGGCUUACUCAAGAGACCUAUGAUUGUGGAUUUGGAAGAAAAGGUUAGAGUGUUGCAUGAGGAUAUCACUAAACAUUGGCUUGCAAAUGAACUUGCUCUAUUGCAGAAUCUUAUUGACCGAGCAAAUGAAAAGGGUUGGCGAAGAGAAUUGGAAGGGUACCUACAAAGAAGGGACAAGCUUAAGAAUCCAGAGGAGCAUGAACGGUUAUUGCGUGAAAUUCCUGUAGUUAUUGCAGAAAAUCUAGAAUCAGAAUCUACGACACCAGAUGUUCCAGUUAAGAAACUCGAAACCAGUUUCCAAGAGUUUUCAGAGACUACCUGUGCAAAAGCAUCAUUAGUGACUGAGGUCCCAAAGGCAGUUGCAGAUGAUUCUGCAGAUGAUUUUUCAGAUGAAGAGGAAUGGUUAUUCCAUGGGAUUCCCCAAGUUACUCCAGGUUAUCUAGACUCUUCAGAAUCCAAAACACUAGAAGUUCCAGAACAGAAGGCAGAAAAUGAUAUGCAAGGUUUUCGGGAAGCUACUUGUACAAAAGAAUCUUUAGUGACCGAAGUUUCAAAACCGGUUGCUAAUGGUUUUGCAUGCAGGGCUACAAAACUGUAUCUUGCUGAUCAAACCAAACCAGAAAAUGAGUCACCAAAGUCGAUUCUCAAUCUUAGCGGACCAUCAGAAGUUCCUCUUUUCAGCAUGGAAAUUAAUAGCACUGCGCUGAAUUGCAUUUCUCGUGACACUUCUGCAGUAAACCAAUGGUCUAGCGUGUCUGUUCAACAGCAACCAGCAAAACCAACAAACUUCGCAUAUAAUGAUGGUCAACAGCAACCUGCAAAACCAACAAACUUUGCAUAUAAUGGUGUAUCUAUGCCAGCCAAAUCAAAUGAAGUUAAGAUUGGAGAUAAGAUCUCUCAAGCACCAACAGACAAUCAGGUACGGCCAGCUAAGAUUCAAAUUAUAGAACUGAGCGAUGAUGACGAUGAUGAGGAAAAAGAAAAACCAAGCACCAUACAACCUGUUCAUCAAAAACCAAGCACCAUAAAACCUAUUUAUGAAAAACCAAGCACCCUAAAACCAGUUCCUGCUGAGGAGUUACAAUCCUUGAUAUGGCAUUACAGAGAUCCUCAGGGACGGGUGCAAGGACCUUUCUCCAUAGUUGCUCUAAAAGGUUGGAGGGAUGCUCACUACUUUACUCCAGACUUCAAGGUUUGGAGGGCAGACCAAAGCCAAGACCAAAGUGUACUAUUGAGGAACAUUCUACCCAGAUUUUUUCCCUUUGGAUAAAAUUUCAUGAGGUGUCAGUAUAACGGGGAUGUCAGUUAUCAUAGUGAUGUUUUGUCAUACCAAUUUUGAUUUAUAAAAAAAUAUGAUGCUUUCUUAUCCUGGUCAAUAACUUGUUUUGAUUUUCCGGGUUUUUUCGGCACCGACGACCUGCUACUUAUAUCUGUAACUGGGCUGUCUUAAAUUCAAUCUGAUGUCUUUGAUCCAUGUUAAUAAUUUGAUUCUUUGGUAAACACCAAUUUGCAA